Chelmon rostratus (copperband butterflyfish) is the source of this 3113-nucleotide messenger RNA. It is a transcript of the gene riok3, whose product is annotated as RIO kinase 3 (yeast). Gene Ontology annotation, cellular component: preribosome, small subunit precursor; cytosol. The transcript has 13 exons. Gene Ontology annotation, molecular function: ATP binding; protein serine/threonine kinase activity. The coding region runs from base 280 to 1809 and encodes 509 amino acids. Gene Ontology annotation, biological process: maturation of SSU-rRNA; protein phosphorylation. The record is from RefSeq and is a predicted model, not a curated record. NCBI's taxonomy places the organism in Eukaryota, Metazoa, Chordata, Actinopteri, Chaetodontiformes, Chaetodontidae.
CCAUUCACCUGGGAAACACCUCAGUGAAAGCUUCUCUACGUCGUUUCAGCCUGUAGGUUAUUUAAAAACCGUUGUUACUGACUUUUAAAUAGUCUUUUUGUAUUCACAGAAGUUUAUACGUCAGUUUUCUGUACGUGUCACAUCGCGGGACGUCGCUGUUAGUUUCAUUUUCUGGACAUUUCAGUCGUCAAAUCUGCCCUCGGAGCGUGCUAACGUUAGCUCAGCGGCUAGCCAUCAUUCACUCGUCAAGGAAAGAGUCCAUUAAUCGUUAUUGUAAACAUGGAUCAAUCUGGAGUCACGGCAGAAACACCAAAGAGCCCGUGGGGCUCGGCGGCCCCGGCGCCUCCGGCCUGCUCUCUGGCCGAUGUGAUGAGCGAGCAGCUGGCCAGACAGAUGGAGGAGGAGGACAACGCCUUCCCUGCGCUCACUGAUCCCGGAGCAGAUCUGUUGUCGUCAGAUGAAGUUUCUGAUACAACCAGUGACCUGAUGCUCGCCCAGAUGCUGCAGAUGCAGUUCGACCGGGAGUUUGAUGAUCAGCUGCGGCGAGAGGAGAAGAAGUUCAAUGGAGACAGCAAAGUGUCCAUCUCCUUUGAGAACUACCGUAUGGUCCAUCCGUAUGAGGACAGCGACAGCUCAGAGGACGAGGUGGACUGGCAGGACACGAGACACGACCCCUACAGAGCCGAGAAGCCUCAGACGACACCCAGGAGAGGCUUCGCCGGGAAGGGCAAGAACAUCACCACCAAACACGACGAGGUGACCUGCGGCCGCAAGAACACCGCACGCAUGGACAACUUCGCUCCAGAGGUCCAUGUCGGCGAUGGGUUGGGGAUGGACCUGAAGUUGUCCAAUCAGGUGUUUAACUCUCUGAAGCAGCACUGCUACAGUGAGCAGAAACGCAGCGCCAGGCUGCAUGAGAAGAAGGAGCACUCCACCGCUGAACAAGCGGUGGACCCCCGGACUCGUCUGCUCAUGUAUAAGAUGGUGAAUGCCGGCGUGCUGGAGAACAUCAACGGCUGCAUCAGCACAGGAAAAGAGUCCGUCGUCUUCCACGCUGACGGGGGGAGCCUGGAGGAGCAGCCUGUCCCGGAUGAAGUGGUGCUGAAGGUUUUCAAGACGACACUCAACGAGUUCAAGAAUAGAGACCGCUACAUCAAAGACGACUAUCGCUUCAAAGACCGCUUCAGCAAACUGAACCCGCGGAAGGUCAUCCGGCUGUGGGCGGAGAAGGAGAUGCACAACCUGACCAGGAUGAAGAAGGCGGAGAUUCCCUGUCCGGAGGUGGUGCUGUUAAAGAAACACAUCCUGGUGAUGUCAUUCAUCGGUAAAGACCACGUUCCUGCUCCCAAACUCAAAGACGUCACGCUGGGCUCCGAGGACAUGAAGAGAGCCUUCUACCAGGUCCUACAUCUGAUGCAGCUGUUGUAUCAGGAGUGUAAUCUGGUCCACGCUGAUCUCAGUGAAUACAACAUGCUGUGGCAUGAAGGGAAGGUGUGGUUGAUAGAUGUCAGUCAGUCCAUCGAGCCCACCCAUCCUCACGGCUUGGAGUUCCUCUUCAGAGACUGCAAAAACGUUUCCACGUUCUUCCAGAAGAAAGGCGUGAGCGAGGCGAUGAGUGUGUACGAGCUGUUCAACGCCGUGAGUGGACUGAACAUCCCCGUCGGUGCCGAGGACGAGGCCGAGUUCAUGGCCGAGAUUGUGGCGUUGGAGAAGAGGAACGAGGAUCACGUGCAGAGGCGAGGAAAGAAAACCUUCCCCGUGGCCUCUGACGACAGCGGCCCUCCUUUGAAACCCGACGCUGACGACUAACGGCCGCCCGGCUCGCUCUCUCUUCACGAUCCCGCCGUGUUGAAAAUGCUGUAAAGAGGUGAUGAACGGAGGAGGUCCCCGGAGGACCCGGUGCCUCCACCUCCAACCCCGCCACCACCCAAUGACCCACCCUCCAACUGCUUCCUUUAAACAGGCAGGAUGGAGCGCCUCCUCCUGGCUGCGGGAGGAAUGAGUUUCACUGUGUUGGAUGUUGAAGUCGGAGCGUCCUGGCUGCUGAGAGGCGCCAGCAGAGGUUUCUGAAGCUGAGACCACAUCUCAUGUCCUCCUGCUAAUACUGACCCACACUGAUUCUGGUUCUGGUUCUGGUUUAUGUUUCUGUUAGAACUACAGUAAAAGUACAAACAGUGAAAGCUCCUCUGUCCUGCUGGAUGCAUCCAUCAGUAUAAACACCUCCAUUUGUUUCAGUUUUGUUCAAACUCUCUCCCACCAGACGAUGAAGACUUCCUUUUUCUAAUGUAAUGUGCGGAUAAAAGAAAAGCAUUGUGGGUCUGAGUGUUGCAUCCUGUAGCUUCAUUGAGGCAUAGGAACCAACAAAAACAGCACAUAUACAGUAUGUAAUACUGUCAAUAACUCUGAUGCUCCAGAAAGAGAAAGAUAACAGACUGCCAGAUGCAAACAUGGGCUGAAUAUCAGCUGUAAAUCAUCCAAAUGUUGCGUUUAAAGCCCUUAUAUUGGUGCAGAAGGAAAACGUUGUCUUUCAGAUCUGUCUUCUUUCUCUUUCAUCCCAACCCUGGGUGAGAUUUUGUCUUAAAGUGAGCUUCUGUGAUGCUGCCUGAACACUUCUUCCAUACCUCAGACUGAGAAAUGUCAACAGUGUCGGAUUCUCUUCUUCAGAUUUACAGCUGAGAUGCACCCCAAAGAAAGUCACAGUUAAUUUCUGUAUUUGUUUGUCUUCGUGUUCUGUCUUGUUGGAGGCAGUUCAGGGGUCACAUGCUGAAGGGGAGGUGUCAAAGGUCACAGCGGUUUGUUUGGUGUGGGGGGCCACAGCAGCAGCUUAUUACAUGUUUUAGUAACACCUCAAAUUGAAGCACAAAAUAAAUUUUAUCACCAUCAGACAAAUGCACGUUAAGUCGUCCCAGCAUGAUGAAAUGUAGACAUUGGGAACUGUUUUUGAUGUUUGCAGUGAGAAAAAUCAUACAGGUAGCUCUUAGAUUCAAAUCAGAAGGUCUGGUGUGGGAAGGUUUGGUCACUUAUUGUGUGUUUUAAAUAUUAAUGGAUUAAAAAAAAAAAAAGGUUUCUCUCAGUGCAGCCGCCUCAUGAUGUUGGUUUUAAUCUGAUAAAUU